GGAGAGGGAAAAACUCUGUUACUCACUCAGUCUCCAAGUUUGAGAGGAAGUUACCACCUCUUCCCCAGACUCUGAGCACACACUCCAGGCGGAGACACACACAUUCACACACAAGUUGUUCAGGACAGCAGCAAGCGUGAAACACCCAGGACUGCUUGUAAAUGUGUUAGUGAAGGAAAAGAAGGUUUGCAUUUCGUCCGAAGAUCCUGGAGAGGACUAAACAACUUCAUCUGGGACGUUUUCCUUUCAUUACUAAACAGGUGGCCAAAUGAACUGUUUAGCCUGAAGACCAAAGAUCAUAGGCCUUGAUCCAACAGCAACUAAGCGGCCAGCGGAUCGAGAACACUGCAGACUUUCUUUACAUUAUGAGUCGGGACUGAAGAAUUCCUUUAGGAUUUCGUUUUGUGGUGUUACAAAGUGAAGAAAAUCACCAUGGAUGUCAAGAAAAAAGAAAUGGAUCUCCUUAGCAACAGCAUUGCAGCUUUUGCACAUAUUAAAGCCAAUCCAGAAAGUUUUGGGCUGUACUUUGUCCUCGGAGUAUGCUUUGGUCUGGUGUUGACCCUGUGCCUUUUGGUAAUCCGCAUAUCAUGUAAGCCAAGGACAAACGUCGCUCAUCCCACUCCUGAAAAGAACCCCUUAAAAGACACCAGCAUGGAAGAUGAAGAAAGUGACGACGAUGAGGAGGAUGAUGGGGAGGAUGUAGAGGCAUCUGUUGCAUUGCCCAUCACUGAAAUUCCUGUUGGCAAUCAUACCAGCCAGUCAGACGGCACUUUAAGUGUGAACGUUUUUACUUCAGCUGAGGAGCUGGAACGUGCACAGAGGCUUGAGGAGAGGGAACGGAUCAUACGGGAGAUCUGGAGGAAUGGCCAGCCUGAUAUCCUGGGGACAGGAACAGGGACUAUUGGAAGAGUGCACUACUACUAAUAUACAAAAAGCUUUAAAGAAGCCUAGGAGCAACCUUGGGGCCUGGUGUCCUUCAACCUGAGUGCUUCUGUUAGAUAUAAAGUGACUUGUGAAACAUAAAAAAAUUUUAUGGUGCCAAAUUUCACAUCUUUUUCUUAGAGAGAGCCAAACUUUGAGAUAUUGCACUUCCUCUGUAGCAUGCUAUAUAUGUUAAUGUCAACUGUCUACAUGUACCUGAACCAAGAGAUGUCUUAACAGCCUCGUGAAAUCUGAGUGGAAUGAAUGGUAGAGCUGAAGGAUUCAAGGAGAAAUAAAAUUUUAAAUAUACAGCAGGGAAUAUAACUUUUGAACAUUGCACAUUUUUUCUCAGUUAAUAUAUUCCUAGCUGGCUUUUUGAUGUAAACUUACCAACAGAUGUCUUUAAACGGGAUAUUCAUUUGAAUAAUUAUAUUAGCUGUUCUUCCAGCAGCCUCUUCUGUGUGAGUUUUGCCCAUUUUGCUGAUUAGGCUCCCGUUAAUGCUGCGUUCACACCGGGGGCAGCAGGCGCAACAGAAGCAGCGAGUUUACAUGCAAAGUCAAUGGUUGACGCGCGUCAAGGCGCAGCAAAAGGUCCCGCGGCGCGUUUUGAGCA
Cyprinodon variegatus (sheepshead minnow) is the source of this 1534-nucleotide messenger RNA. It is a transcript of the gene eva1ba, whose product is annotated as eva-1 homolog B (C. elegans). The record is from RefSeq and is a predicted model, not a curated record. The coding region runs from base 433 to 924 and encodes 163 amino acids. The transcript has 4 exons. NCBI's taxonomy places the organism in Eukaryota, Metazoa, Chordata, Actinopteri, Cyprinodontiformes, Cyprinodontidae.